Molecule: messenger RNA, 385 nt
Organism: Python bivittatus (Burmese python)
Lineage: Eukaryota; Metazoa; Chordata; Lepidosauria; Squamata; Pythonidae
Source: RefSeq, a predicted model, not a curated record
CAUGUGCACUACGUUUUUAUGGUGCAGAGUGUGGCAUGAUUUGCAGCUGUAAUGGAACUGAAAGUUGUAAUCCAUUAAAUGGACAAUGUGCAGAAAAUGAGCAAUGUAAUGAAGACCGCUUAAGAAGUGAUUGUCAACAAGAUGUGAUUCAUCUCAGAUGUCCAAAAGAUCCUGGAUGGUGGUAUUGGAAAAACAGCUGUUAUUACAUAGAAACAACAAAACGCUUGACCUGGGGAGAAGCAAAAAAUUUCUGCAUGGCUUAUCAUGAAACUAAACUAUUACCAAUGCCACAAAGUAAUGAGGAAAAGGUGUGGCUGACUACUGUGUUAAAGGAUGUUAUAUGGAUUGACUCUGCAAUGGGAAAAAUGAAGGACAUGAAAAACAA